CACCUUGUCUCUGCUGCUGCAGAGCUUUCUCCCAGGAUCUCUGCCUCCUCUCUCUUUCUCUUUCUUGCUCUCAGAUUUGACGGUGAUAGGGAAGGCAGUGUGGUCUCUAUCGCUUUCACAUGCACACACUUACACGGGUGCAAGCAGUGUGUCAGAGAAGGGAUGGGGUAGUUGUUUGUCAGUCUGCAGUCCUGCAGUCUGUGGAAGGGAGGAAAGCGCCGGUUGUGUGCUGCGAAACCAACAUUGCUCACAGUGGAGUGUUUCUCCCAGUCUGCAGCUAACAACAACAGCAGCCACAUCAGUUUUUCAGAGCAGCACUCCCUCCCUCCCUUCUUCCUCCUCUUCCUCUCUCUUGCUCUUUCUCUCCCUCCCUUUCUGUCGCUCGCAUUCCUGCUCUCAACACCGCCGCCAAUGUAGCGUUCUGAGGUAGCAAGCAAGUAGCCAAGGCUUUAAUUCUUCUACCACAAUGACAAGCGGUGGACAGACAGCUGGAGAAAGACGGACAGUCCGGGAGAUCUGAGGGGAAAGUCAUUAGAUGGACAUCAGUUGGAUUUAACCCCCCUCCCCCUUUCAUCCCCCUGCCAGCCUCAUCCCUACAAAUCCUCUCCCUCACUCUCGCUCUCUAUCCAGUUCCACUGGCUCUCUUCAUGUAAGAUUACCAUCGGCUACUAGCACUAAAGCACCGGGCUGUCUGGGAGUGAGGGGAAGCUGAGGCUGACCCAAAACAGGGAAAAAGACUGCAGAGGAAGCCCCUGGACUGAAGCAUAAAAAACACGGUAAAAAAAACUGCAGAGGAGGGUUGCUACCCUGCCUGGCCUGUUUCUCAUUGACAGACACACACAGGAUGUACAGCUCUGGUCUGAAGCUUGCCACACCGUGGAUCAAUACCCUCCUGCCUGCCUUUUUCUUAUGCAUUUUUUCUCAAGGGAGAGUGAAGCAUCUUGGGAUUUACUGUAAUUUCGUUUCCACCUAACUACAGCGAGGCUUGCCCCGCCAGACAGCACUUUCACCUGACCGUGUCCAACCUGUGUGCGUAUGAGUGUGUCUGUGUUUGUUUGUGUGUGUAAUUAGUUAGCUUGGCGCCAGAGGGAGUGUAUAUUUGCUUACAUGUGCAUCCGUGUGAGCUGCUUGGCUUGUAAUUACUUGUAUGUGUCUGUGGGUGCCGUCUUGUGUCCAUGUGUGUGUGGGUAUAAAUGUAGGAAUUUUGUGUGGAUGAAUUGGUAUGAUGCCCAGUUCCUUGCCCCAUCCCCUCCCUCCUUCCUGCCCUUUUGUCAUUGGCUCGGUUUGACCCCUGACCUUUGACGGCCUCAGCAGGAUGAGUGAGCACUCGGGAGCGAGCACUCUGGGGGCCAUGACCCUGGAGGAGCUUGGGGGCGAACCGGCCUCCCCUCCGGCCCCGGGGCGUCUCCGCUGUGGGCCCUGUUCGGUGUGGCACCGGCAGCAGACCUGGAUGUGCGCAGUGCCCUUAGUGAUGGGCUUCGUGGGCCUGGGCCUCAGUCUCAUGCUGCUCAAAUGGAUUGUAGUGGGUUCCGUUCAAGACUAUGUGCCCACGGACCUAGUGGAUGCCAAGGGCAUAGGGCAGGACCCCAUCUUUCUCUCUGAACCCAGCGCUCCACCCAAGCGACCAGACACUAUGACCACGACUACGAAGAACACCGCUACCGCGUUUGUCUCCACCACCUCUCUAGCGGCCGACGGCACGGUCCCAGCCCCGAGAACUCAAUUUGGGUUGCCUUCCAACCACUCGGUCCCGCACCUCCACAACUGGGUUGGCAGUGGCACCCGCGUGACUGGCGCCACCACCCGCAUCACACGACUCCCCCCGCCUGGGGGUAAAGAAGUGACCCCACACAGCACCACGGUACUUCGGGUCGGUGGCACAGCCAAUGGUCGUAAGGAUAAGGACCCCCCGAACUCGCGAUUCGGUCCAACCUCCAAAGCUACUAGCACAACUUCGACUGCCAACACCACAAGCAAGGCACUACCACCAACUUUUCCACCAUCUCCCCCAGCCAAGCCCACCGGGCACUGGAAACCUGGACGCUCUGCGAAAGGGCCCGCCACACGCCCUCACCACCGCUACAGAACACUGGCUCCCACAUCCCCUAGUCUGCGUUCAGAUAUCUUCAAGUCAUGCAUCGACGACAAGGACCUGGCCUUCUGCCUGAAUGAGGGCGAGUGCUCCAUCAUUGAGACAGUAGCAGGAGUACACAGGCACUGCAGGUGUAAAGAGGGUUACCACGGACUACGCUGUGACCAGUUUGUACCCAAGACGGACUCCAUCUUAUCUGACCCAACUGAUGAACUGGGCAUCAAGUUCAUGGAAAGCCGUGAGACUUACCAGAGAAAGGUCCUGUCCAUCUUCAGCAUUGCCUCAGGGAUCUGUUUUCUCGGAGUGGCAUGCAUGGCUCUCUAUCGCCGCAACAAGAGACACAGGGAAAAGCUCCGGGCACACUUCUUGGAGAGCCGGAAUCUGAGGGUGUGCAGUAUCAAUGCCUCUAGGUUCAUGUCUAAAUCCAGCCCAAGGCCUCAGUGUGGCUGGCAGCUUCAAAAGUGCUACAAAUCUCAUGGGUUCUCCCCUCCUCAAGGGUGCAGCAGUCUGUCAGCUGGCGCACCAACAGCAGCUCCACCGACUCUCAACAGAGCACUCCCCAAAGGGAAAAGCUUCAGGAGUAGCUCCCUCAGUCCAGCCCAAAGACACCAGGACACUCAUCACUUCAAGACCCUGCAAAUCUCUCGAGGACCAAGGGUUGCUGGCCCCGCCCAUAAGCACCUGCAAGAGGUAGAGUCUACAGAGAUGGAGGCGGAGUCUUUAAGAGGGUUUGACACUGGGAGGGAUGGUGGUGACGACCGCCAGCGCAGCAGGUUCCAGAAUAUGCAAACCCUGUCUCGUUCAGCGUGGAAGAAAGAUUGGAGGGAGGUGCCCUACACCCGUCUGGACAGAGGACUAAAACCUGCUCCUCCCUCUCUCCCCACACGAUCGGUCCCCAUCAUCCCCUCUCUCCAGGGACACGGCCGUGAGGAGGGUCACAUGGAUGAGACCAGGCAGGGGGUCUCGCAGGGAGGGGGUCUCGCUAGGCCAGGUCACAAGCCCCAAGGACCUGCCAAUGGCAGCAGCCACACCCCCCAUCACUCAACCACCUCUUCCUCUGAGACUGUACUAGAAUCUGAGGCCAGAUCCAGUCAUGUGCGUCCCUGCGGCGUUAAGACUGUACUGGGGUUAGGGACAAGCCCUCGCCACGUGCACCAUGGCUCCUCUGAAACGCCAGUAGGUCCAGGGGGCUCGUUCCAACACUCCGGGACUGCAGCAUCCAGAUCAGGUGUUCCCAGGUUGAACAGCAGGAACACUAUUAUUGUUGUGACCGUGCUGGAGUCCGAGGGAAAGAACAUGCGGUAUACACCCAGAUUGCUAUACAGCUGUCCCGGGAGCAGGGGUCCUCAGGCAGGAGGCCAAAGGGAGGCCCAGGGGCUCGGGGAACAAUACGCCCCCCCACUCCUGAUGGAUGGAGGGGCAAACUGCUUCCUGACAGCAGUGGUGAGCAGAGGUGCUGGAAUUGAUUAUGCCAAAACUUCUGCCAGCUGAGUGGACUAGAUCUUGCCGACAGGUGUGGUGAUAUUGAUGAUUUGUCGCCGCAGAUGGUUUGUUUACAUAGCAGGUUAGGAUAAUUCAUGUUGGGACAGGGAUGUGCAAAUAUGACAAAAUACAAUUUCAAAAUACCAUAAAGAACAACGUAUGAAAAUAAACUACAAAAUACUUAUAUUUUGAAAUGUAUUUAAUUAAAAUAAAUGUAUUUUGUAUUUUAAAAUACAGAAAUACAUUUGCAAGUUGCCGGACGGAACAGCAACAACAUUCUCAGUAACGGUUACAGAAACAUUUGACUUGCUAUGACUGUGAUACGCUGUUGUUUAUCAACAUGAGUUGAAUGCACUGACUGUAAGUCACUCAGGAUAAGAGUGUCUGCUAAAUGACCAAAAUAUAAAUGUAUAUGUGAAAAUAAACAUACCAAAGCACACUAGGUAUUUACUAUUGGCCUUGUUUCGGGGCGAAGCUCAUUAGAGUAAUACUCAGCAUGCUUUUCAAUUGUCCAUUUGUACAUAUACAAUUAUAUUUUGUUAAUUUAUCAGAUGCUCUUAACAUACCAUAUUGCCAUCAGAAUUUUGAUACCAACGCAGGGUGAAAGGGUGCCACAAAAUUGUGAACCGCUAUAAAAAUAAUUGUACAGAAAUAAGUAUUUUGUCAGUUGAAAAUACAAAUUAUUGCUCGCAACAGUAUCUUGUUAAAACAUACAUUGGAGUGCAGUUCAGCCCAGUGUAAUACAAAUUACACAAAAUACACAUUUCAAAUACAUGUAACAGAAAUACUGCCCAUCUCUGGUUGCAGGUUAGGUGAAUUAACGUGGUAGGUUAGAAUUAACACAGCAGGUUUGGUGAAUUAAUGUGGCAUGUUAGGAGAAUGGGGUUAAGGUUAGGAAAAAGUGUUAGGCAUAGCUACAAUGCUACAGUUGUCAACAACUCUUGUCCCUGACGUGGCCACUAAUUUGCGCUCUAGUCCUCCAUCUGGCCACAAUGGUAAAAACAUAAACAAUAUCUGGUGACAAAUCAUCAGUAACAUGACAUCUGCAGGGAAAGAUUCCACCCACCUGCAUCGACAACAUGAGGGGAGUGGGACCACCUGCCUAAAAAAAAAUUGGACCAAUCACAGAUUGCCCCCGUUUUCUGUAAAAGAGCCACAGCAGCGUGGACUGCAGAGAGGAAUUUAUUGAUACAUUUAAGACCUUGAAUUAUUAAGAAUACACACACAGUCUAUGUGAAUAAUGUGAAACAAUGCAGACGGGCAUAAAGACUGGAGUGGGAGAUUGAUUUAAAAGUGUAUAAAAUAAUAUAUACAUGAUCUAUAUGGCACUAUCUAAACAACGCUUCUACUUAGAAACCAAAAUAGUGUCAUCGCUAUGUUGUUUCUCUAUUGUAAAGAAAUCUAAUUGUAUAUGUCAUAUAUAUAUAAAGUGAGGAGAACAAGUAUUUGAUACACUGCUGAUUUAGCAGGUUUUCCUACUUACAAAGCAUGUAGAAAUCUGUCAUUUUUAUCAUAGGAACACUUCAACUGUGAGAGACGGAAUCUAAAACAAAAAUCCAGAAAAUCACAUUGUAUGAUUUUUAAGUAAUUAAUUUGCAUUUUAUUGCAUGACAUAAGUAUUUGAUAACCUACCAACCAGUAAGAAUUCCGGGUCUCACAGAUCUGUUCGUUUUUCUUUAAGAAGCCCUCCUGUUCUCCAUUCAUUACCUGUAUUAACUGCACCUGUUUGAACUCGUUACCUGUAUAAAAGACACCUCUCCACGCACUCAAUCAAACAGACUCCAACCUCUCCACAAUGGCCAAGACCAGGGAGCUGUGUAAGGACAUCAGGGGUAAAAUUGUAGACCUGCACAAGGCUGGAAUGGGCUAUAGGACAAUAGGCAAGCAGCGGUCUGAUUAGACCAAAAAGCUCUAUUUCUCAACUCCACCCGCCGUGGUUGGAGGAAGAAGAAGGAUGAGUACAACCCCAAGAUCACCAUCCCAACCGUGAAGCAUGGAGGUGGAAACAUCAUUCUUUGUGGAUGCUUUUCUGCAAAGGGGACAGGACGACUGCACCGUAUUGAGGGGAGGAUGGAUGUGGCCAUCUAUCGUGAGAUCUUGGCCAACAACCUCCUUCCCUCAGUAAGAGCAUUGAAGAUGGGUCGUGGCUGGGUCUUCCAGCAUGACAACGACGCGAAACACACAGCCAGGGCAACUAUGGAGUGGCUCCGUAAGAAGCAUCUCAAGGUCCUGGAGUGGCCUAGCCAGUCUCCAGACCUGAACACAAUAGAACAUCUUUGGAGGGAGCUGAAAGUCCGUAUUACCCAGCGACAGCCCCGGAACCUGAAGGAUCUGGAGAAGGUCUGUAAGGAGGAGUGGGCCAAAAUCCCUGCUGCAGUGUGUGCAAACCUGGUCAAGAACUACAGGAAACGUAUGAUCUCUGUAAUUGCAAACAAAGGUUUCUGUACCAAAUAUUAUGUUCUGCUUUUCUGAUGUAUCAAAUACUUAUGUCAUGCAAUAAAAUAAAAAUUAAUUACUUAAAAAUCAUAAUGUGAUUUUCAGGAUUUUUGUUUUAGAUUCCAUCUCUCACAGUUGAAGUGUACCUAUGAUAAAAAUUAUAGACCUCUACAUGCUCUGUUAGCAGGAAAACCUGGAAAAUGGCAGUGUAUCAAAUACUUCUUCUCCCCACUGUAUGUCCUAUAGACGUAUAUAUACUGAAUAUUUGACAUGACAUCUUGACUAAAUAAAGACAACGACUACAGUGUUAAA
Oncorhynchus keta (chum salmon) is the source of this 6322-nucleotide messenger RNA. Its product is annotated as pro-neuregulin-3, membrane-bound isoform-like. Gene Ontology annotation, molecular function: chemorepellent activity. Bases 1316 to 3583 code for a protein of 755 amino acids. Gene Ontology annotation, biological process: animal organ development; nervous system development; intracellular signal transduction. The transcript has 9 exons. The record is from RefSeq and is a predicted model, not a curated record. NCBI's taxonomy places the organism in Eukaryota, Metazoa, Chordata, Actinopteri, Salmoniformes, Salmonidae.